Messenger RNA from Hibiscus syriacus, 685 nucleotides. Its product is annotated as cell division topological specificity factor homolog, chloroplastic-like. The record is from RefSeq and is a predicted model, not a curated record. Bases 1 to 681 code for a protein of 226 amino acids. The transcript is spliced from 2 exons. NCBI's taxonomy places the organism in Eukaryota, Viridiplantae, Streptophyta, Magnoliopsida, Malvales, Malvaceae. Gene Ontology annotation, biological process: regulation of division septum assembly; cell division; chloroplast fission.
AUGGCGGUAUUUGGAAUUUACGGGUGGAUGCCACUCUUGCAUCUUACCAUCACACCAUUUUCGAAGCUCUAUCCCACCUUCAAGGUAGAUUUCAUGUGUUUCGUGAAGGGAGGAUCGAGGUUUUCCGAUAUCAUACCAAAAUGGAAUGGAUUGACAAUUAAUAGUCGAAGCAUUGGCGGCCAAACUAAGAGAUCAGCAGGGAUCAUGGGAUAUUAUAAGUUGUCUCCAAAUACCGUUCGGGAAGGCGUUGAAAGCUUCCUCUUACAUGUCAUAAACAUGAGCUUCUUUGAGCGACUUAACUUGGCUUGGAAAAUAGUUUUCCCAUCUCCGGCAACUAGGAGGAGCUCGAAUGCAAAUAUAGCGAAGCAGCGCUUGAAGAUGAUCCUGUUCUCUAAUCGCUGUGCAGUUAGUGAUGAGGCGAAACAGAAAAUUGUCAAAAACAUCGUGCACGCUCUGUCAGAUUUUGUCGAGAUAGAAUCGAAGGACAAGGUUCAGCUUAGUGUCUCUACCGAUUCUGAUCUGGGAACUAUUUACUCCUUCACGGUGCCUGUUCGGCGGGUGAAGGCAGAAUACCAAGAGGAAAAUGAAGCUGGGACGAUAACAAAUAUCGAGUACAAAGAUACUGGAGACCGGUCUGGUUCGGUCGAUGUAAGGUUCGAUUUCUAUGUUUCAGACGAGUAGACAC